UCAAAACACAGCUGUUAAAUUGACACGAUUCUAAUAUUUGACGUUCAUAACAAUUUGGAAAAGAAAAUUAAUUACUCAUAAAUGUUUUAAACUUAUUUCUUUCAGACACAUGUCGACAUGCUUUGAGCUAAGAGACAUUUAAAGGAAAUAAACAAUUCUUUCUAGUUAUCAUGCUAUUUAGAUGAGAAUCCGGUGAUAUAACGUUCAAAUAGCUAAUAGUUCUUUCAUCAAAAAUCAAAAUGGAUUUGGCAAAAUCGUUAUUUGAAGCUAGAAAUCAUGAUGGAUAUGUUGGAAAGGCAGAUCACAAUAAACGCGAAUUAGAAAUGGCUAUUGAACCUGACAUUGAUGACUCUCUUGUGGAUAAUUUAGGAGGUUUAAAUGUCGAGGAUCUACAGACACCAAGCCCAGGGGGACCCUUUUCUGCCUUAACGCCUAGCAUGUGGCCCCAGGAAAUUAUGGCCAAGCAGUCGAGAGAACAAGAAGACCCCAACUCUCAGCCUGAAUAUAGAUUUGAUGAGUUUGGUUUUAGAGUUGAAGAAGAAGACGGCCCAGAACAAAAUUCAAACAAAUUAUUAGGAAUUCCUUUAGUUGAGGAUCCCCAACAUAGAUUACAGUGGGUAGCUCAUUUAGAAUUUUCUCACAGCAAGGAAGUUUCAGAUUUAACAUGGGAUAAAGUGGAAGUUCAAAUACCAAGAACUGACAAACUUCUUCAAAUGGUGAGGUCUGGUAUACCACAUUCGUUAAGACCACAAAUGUGGAUGCGUAUGUGUGGAGCUCUUGAAAAAAAGCAACAUUCAGAACUAUGUUACAAAGAAAUAAUUAAAAUGUCCAGCAAUGAUUCUUUGAUGACUUCAAAGCAAAUAGAGAAAGAUUUAUUGCAUUUAAUGCCUACAAAUGCUUGUUAUAGUCAUGCCAAUAGCACAGGAAUUCCUAGAUUAAGGAGAAUCUUAAGGGGAAUGGCCUGGUUAUUUCCAGAUAUCGGUUACUGUCAAGGGUUAGGAAUUAUAACAGCUUCUUUGUUAUUAUUUAUGGAAGAAGAAAAUGUAUUUUGGAUUAUGGUUACUAUAGUUGAAGAUUUACUACCAGCAUCUUAUUAUAGUUCUACAUUGCUAGGUAUUCAGGCUGACCAAAAAGUAUUAAGAAAUUUAAUAUCCAAUUAUUUGCCUGGUAUUGAUGAAGUUCUCAAAAACCAUGAUAUAGAAUUGUCUUUAAUAACCAUGCAGUGGUUUCUAACAUUAUAUGCUAAUGUUGUCCAUAUGAAAAUAUUGCUCAGGAUUUGGGACUUAUUUUUCUUUGAAGGUUCUAUAGUUUUAUUUCAGAUCACUCUAGCAAUGUUAAAAAUAAAAGAACCUCACUUAAAAACCUUAGAAAACUCUGCACAAAUUUUUAAUGCUCUUUCAGACAUACCAGGAGACAUUGAUGAUGUUGAUAAGCUUUUAGAUAUAUCCAUCGAGCUAACUAGUUCUUUAAACGAUGUAACAAUUGAAACAUAUAGAAGAAGGCAUUUAGCUUAUUUAAUGGCCGAUCAAGGUACUCUGGUUGGAAAUCCAGAAUCAGCUCCUAAUCUUCCUAAGCAACAUUUAUCUAGGCGACAAAUAAAAAAGAAUAAGUCUGUUAUUCAGUUGUUACUUUUUAAUGAGAACUAUGAAGAUGAAAUUAAAAGCAAGAACAUAAAACAAACAGAGAUUCUUGUGGACCUCAGGGAAGCUAUUUUACAGGUAGUUAGGCACUUUUUACAAUUAGAUCCAAAGCUAAGUUCAGAAAUAUCGUUAGUAGCUGAUUACACCAUGGAAAGUCAUUCUCAGGAUCAUUCUAACUAUAUUAAUGUAUCAAAAAAACGGAAAAGGCGGGCAAAAGCUUUGCUGGACUUUGAAAGACACGAUGAUGAUGAGCUGGGCUUUAGAAAAAAUGAUAUCAUUACAGUUAUCAGUCAAAAGGACGAACACUGUUGGGUUGGAGAACUAAACGGAUUAAGGGGUUGGUUUCCAGCAAAAUUUGUUCAGUUACUCGAUGAGAGAAGUAAACAGUACAGUAGUGCUGGAGAUGAUAGUAUAUCAGAAACAAUAACUGAUCUUGUCAGAGGUGUGUUAUGUCCAGUAAUUAAACAAGUUUUAGAACACGGCAUGAAACGUCCACAUUUCUUAGGGGGUCCUUGUCAUCCAUGGCUGUUUAUUGAAGAAGCUGCUACAAAAGAAGUAGAAAAAGAUUUUAAUUCUGUUUAUAGUCGUCUUGUUCUUUGUAAAACUUACAGAUUAGAUGAAGAUGGAAAAGUUUUGACUCCUGAAGAGUUACUUUAUCGCUGUGUGCAGGCUGUUAAUUUAUCUCACGAUAAUGCUCAUGCUCAAAUGGAUGUUAAACUUCGCUCACUGAUUUGUAUUGGCUUAAAUGAACAAGUGCUGCACUUAUGGCUUGAAGUCCUUUGUUCUUCUGGAGAAGUUGUACAAAAAUGGUAUCAACCUUGGUCCUUUGUAUAUAGUCCUGGCUGGGUCCAAAUCAAAUGUGAAUUAAGGAUUCUUUCUCAGCUGUCCUUCAAUUUAAACCCAGAUUGGGAAUUGCCCAAAAAAAGAGAAUCUAAUAACCAGCCAUUAAAAGAUGGAGUCCGUGAUAUGUUGGUAAAACACCAUCUAUUUAGUUGGGAUAUAUAACAGUUACUUUUCUUCCUUAUAUAUUCAUUUGUCUUACUGGUUUCAUAACAGCAGUUAAUUUGUGUUAUUUAAGAAUAAGUUACUAAUUCUAAGCUAUGUACAAAUAUUUAUUAAUCUCAAGUGAUGAAUAGUACUGUUAAUAAUAAAACUAUAAUUUAUUG
Messenger RNA from Sitophilus oryzae (rice weevil), 2806 nucleotides. Its product is annotated as small G protein signaling modulator 3 homolog. Bases 240 to 2645 code for a protein of 801 amino acids. The transcript has 13 exons. The record is from RefSeq and is a predicted model, not a curated record. NCBI's taxonomy places the organism in Eukaryota, Metazoa, Arthropoda, Insecta, Coleoptera, Curculionidae. Gene Ontology annotation, molecular function: protein binding.